GGGCGCAGGGCCCUGUGAGGUUCCUUGCCUGUUGUCGGGCCGCUUGUUUAGCUGCUGCCGUCACCUCAUGGCGACACGGGUAGAGGAGGCAGCGCGGGUUAGAGGCGGCGGCGCUGAGGAGGCUGUGGAGGCCGGACGGAGCGGACGGCGACGCAGCCUACGGCAAAAGUGUGAGAUGGGCACCUUGGAAGAAGCCGGACUUUGUGGGCUAGGGAUGAAAGCGGAUAUGCUGUGUAACUCCCAGCCAGACAACAUUCUGCAGCACCAAGACUCCAGUUGUGGUGGCACAAGUACCAAGCAUUCAUUGGAAGAGGAUGAAGGUAGUGACUUUAUCACCAAGAACAGGAAUUUGGUGAGCCCAGCGUACCGCUCGAAGGAGGCAAGAGAGGCAAUUCCUGGGCGGGAGGCUCGGACUGAGCCCCCCGAUGGCCAGCAGGACUCGGACUGCAGCAGGAACAAAGAGAAGACCUUAGGAAAAGAAGUUUUAUUACUGAUGCAAGCCCUAAACACCCUUUCAACCCCAGAAGAGAAGCUGGCAGCUCUCUGUAAGAAGUAUGCUGACCUCCUGGAGGAGAGCAGGAAUGUUCAGAAGCAAAUGAAGAUUCUGCAGAAGAAGCAAGCCCAGAUCGUGAAAGAGAAAGUUCACUUACAGAGCGAACACAGCAAAGCUAUUUUGGCAAGAAGCAAACUGGAGUCUCUUUGCAGGGAGCUUCAGCGUCACAAUAAGACCUUAAAGGAGGAAAAUAUGCAGCAGGCCCGGGAGGAGGAAGAACGGCGUAAGGAGGCAACGGCACAUUUCCAAAUGACUUUAAACGAGAUCCAGGCCCAGCUGGAGCAGCAUGACAUCCACAAUGCCAAGCUCCGCCAGGAGAACAUGGAGCUGGGGGAAAAGCUGAAGAAGCUCAUCGAGCAGUACGCGCUGAGGGAAGAGCACAUUGACAAGGUGUUCAAGCAUAAGGAACUGCAGCAACAGCUUGUGGACGCCAAACUCCAGCAGACGACACAGCUGAUAAAGGAAGCCGACGAGAAGCACCAGAGAGAGCGAGAGUUUUUACUAAAAGAAGCAACAGAAUCAAGGCACAAAUACGAACAAAUGAAACAGCAAGAAGUACAGCUUAAACAGCAGCUUUCUCUUUAUAUGGAUAAGUUUGAAGAAUUCCAGACUACUAUGGCAAAAAGCAAUGAAUUGUUUACAACGUUCAGGCAGGAAAUGGAAAAGAUGACAAAGAAAAUUAAAAAGCUGGAAAAAGAAACAAUAAUAUGGCGCACCAAGUGGGAAAACAAUAAUAAAGCGCUUCUGCAAAUGGCUGAAGAGAAAACUGUCCGUGAUAAAGAGUAUAAGGCCUUUCAGAUAAAACUGGAACGCUUAGAGAAGCUUUGCAGGGCGCUUCAGACAGAGAGAAACGAGCUCAACGAGAAGGUGGAAGUCCUGAAAGAGCAGGUCUCUGUCAAAGUGGCAGAUGGGGACUUGGCACCCACGCCGCAGCCCUGUGCCACCCUGGAUGCCCACAAGGAGCCACACACUUCCUCGCGAGGAGCCCUGGGCGCACAGCUGCAGGCGGGGGUGGCCGGUGAGGGCGGGGGCCCUGCUCCCGGCAUCGGCGCCCCUGGCCUCGCAGCCCCCGCCAUCGAGUCUGUUGACUAAGGUGAAGCGUGCUCACUGCGAUGUUGAGAGAUCUAUUUUGUGUAUAACUUUCUCUGUUAGUAGUAACUAUUGGUUUUGUGGUGAAAAUUUUCUUACUUUUUCUACCAUAUCUGUAUUUUCUUAGAACUACUGGAUUUAUGUGGUACAGGAGGCUGCUUAGCAGUUUGAAUAGUUUUAUUCUAUAAAUUCCUGUCAGCUAUGUUGCACACCUGCCUCAGUUUCCCCACCAUUGGAAUGCAUGUAUUCACUGCCUUGUCCUUUCUCCUUCCUGCUCCUUGCAUAUAAUUUUCCUAAGUAAUUUCACUCAAGACAGGGCUGACCAUUCCGAAGGAACUCUGUUGUGAAAACAACAAAUUAAAACAUUUUGCCCCCCCAUUAAUAUUAUUUAAAAAUAUACCAAGAUGCUUAGUUUUGUCUAAUGCCAUAGAAAAAAUAAAACUCUAGUGUUGGGUUAGAAACAAGCAUAGCAUAUUUGAUUCAAAUGAGCUUUUUGGUAUUUGGCAUCACUUGACAAAACAAGUUGGCCACAAGCCUUAACCUCCAGGUUUUGGCAGAACAUGUACAUAGUUCACUUGUGAAGAAAGCAGUAUGAGGACAGGCAGCGGACACGACACUGGGCUCGGUGUACAAGGGGCUCCAGGCAGCUGGCUGCUGUGGUUCCAGGUUAGAAGCCGGCGUGCAGCGUGGCCCACCUGAGGCAGCCCUGCUCAGCUCCAGGUGGCGCGGGUGUGUGCCUCUCCACUUGCACGGAAAGACAUCUUCUUUGGCCGCUCCUAGUGGGGUUAGGACAGCAAGGGCAAACUCUCCUGUGGCUUUUGCUAGGCAAAAGUUCCUCUGCUACCUUUUGGCUACUUGAAUGUUGGUGUUCAUUUUCACAAGAGUCUAACUGGGGGG
Molecule: messenger RNA, 2539 nt
Organism: Chinchilla lanigera (long-tailed chinchilla)
Lineage: Eukaryota; Metazoa; Chordata; Mammalia; Rodentia; Chinchillidae
Gene: Txlng
Product: taxilin gamma
Exons: 10
Coding region: 68-1645 (525 amino acids)
Biological process (GO): regulation of cell cycle
Molecular function (GO): syntaxin binding
Source: RefSeq, a predicted model, not a curated record